This is a messenger RNA of Pongo pygmaeus (Bornean orangutan), 3118 nucleotides long. It is a transcript of the gene CYP1A2, whose product is annotated as cytochrome P450 family 1 subfamily A member 2. Gene Ontology annotation, molecular function: steroid 17-alpha-monooxygenase activity; oxidoreductase activity, acting on paired donors, with incorporation or reduction of molecular oxygen, reduced flavin or flavoprotein as one donor, and incorporation of one atom of oxygen; iron ion binding. The record is from RefSeq and is a predicted model, not a curated record. Gene Ontology annotation, biological process: progesterone metabolic process; hormone biosynthetic process. The transcript is spliced from 7 exons. Lineage: Eukaryota; Metazoa; Chordata; Mammalia; Primates; Hominidae. The coding region runs from base 63 to 1613 and encodes 516 amino acids.
AGCUCCAGACCAGCCACUACAACCCUGCUAAUCUCAAGCACCUGCCUCUACAGUUGGUACAGAUGGCAUUGUCCCAGUCUGUUCCCUUCUCGGCCACAGAGCUUCUCCUGGCCUCUGCCAUCUUCUGCCUGGUAUUCUGGGUGCUCAAGGGUUUGAGGCCUCGGGUCCCCAAAGGCCUGAAAAGUCCACCAGAGCCAUGGGGCUGGCCCUUGCUCGGGCAUGUGCUGACCCUGAGGAAGAACCCGCACCUGGCACUGUCAAGGAUGAGCCAGCGCUACGGGGACGUGCUGCAGAUCCGCAUUGGCUCCACGCCCGUGCUGGUGCUGAGCGGCCUGGACACCAUCCGGCAGGCCCUGGUGCGGCAGGGCGACGAUUUCAAGGGCCGGCCUGACCUCUACAGCUCCACCCUCAUCACUGAUGGCCAGAGCUUGACCUUCAGCCCAGACUCUGGACCAGUGUGGGCUGCCCGCCGGCACCUGGCCCAGAACGCCCUCAACACCUUCUCCAUCGCCUCUGACCCAGCUUCCUCAUACUCCUGCUACCUGGAGGAGCAUGUGAGCAAAGAGGCUGAGGCCCUGAUCAGCAGGUUGCAGGAGCUGAUGGCAGGGCCUGGGCACUUCGACCCUUACAAUCAGGUGGUGGUGUCAGUGGUCAACGUCAUCGGUGCCAUGUGCUUCGGACAGCACUUCCCUGAGAGCAGUGAUGAGAUGCUCAGCCUCGUGAAGAACACUCAUGAGUUCGUGGAGACUGCCUCCUCCGGGAACCCCGUGGACUUCUUCCCCAUCCUUCGCUACCUGCCUAACCCUGCCCUUCAGAGGUUCAAGGCCUUCAACCAGAGGUUCCUGCGGUUCCUGCGGAAAACAGUCCAGGAGCACUAUCAGGACUUUGACAAGAACAGUGUCCAGGACAUCAUGGGUGCCCUGUUCAAGUACAGCAAGAAGGGGCCUAGAGCCAGUGGCAACCUCAUCCCCCAGGAGAAGAUUGUCAACCUUGUCAAUGACAUCUUUGGAGCAGGAUUUGACACAGUCACAACAGCCAUCUCCUGGAGCCUCAUGUACCUUGUGACCAAACCUGAGAUACAGAGGAAGAUCCAGAAGGAGCUGGACACUAUGAUUGGCAGGGGGCGGCGGCCCCGGCUCUCUGACAGACCCCAGCUGCCCUACUUGAAGGCCUUCAUCCUGGAGACCUUCCGACACUCCUCCUUCUUGCCCUUCACCAUCCCCCACAGCACAACAAGGGACACAACGCUGAACGGCUUCUACAUCCCCAAGGAAUGCUGUGUCUUCGUAAACCAGUGGCAGGUCAACCAUGACCCGGAACUGUGGGAGGACCCGUCUGAGUUCUGGCCCGAGCGGUUCCUCACCACCGAUGGCACCGCCAUUAACAAGCCCUUGAGUGAGAAGGUGAUGCUGUUUGGCAUGGGCAAGCGCCGGUGUAUCGGGGAGGUCCUGGCCAACUGGGAGGUCUUCCUCUUCCUGGCCAUCCUGCUACAGCAACUGGAGUUCAGUGUGCCGCCGGGCGUGAAAGUCGACCUGACCCCCAUCUACGGGCUGACCAUGAAGCACGCCCGCUGUGAACACGUCCAGGCACGGCUGCGCUUCUCCAUCAAGUGAAGAAGACACCACCAUGCUGAGGCCAGGGAGCGAGUGGGGGCCAGCCACGGGGACUCAGCCCUUGUUUCUCUUUCUUUCUUUUUUUAAAAAAAUAGCAGCUUUAGCCAAGUGCAGGGCCUGUAAUCCCAGCAUUUUAGGAGGUCAAGGUUGGAGGAUCAUUUGAGCCCAGGAGUCGGAAAGCAGCCUGGGCAACAUAGUGGGACCCUGUCUCUACAAAAAAAAAAAUUUGCCAAGAGCCUGAGUGACAGAGCAAGACCCCGUCUCAAAAAAAAAAAAAAAAAAAAAAUAUAUAUAUAUAUAUAGAGAGAGAGAGAGAGAGAGCAGCUUUAUGGAGAUAUAAUUCUUAUGCCAUAUAAUUCACCUUUUUUUUUUUUUGUCUGAGACAGAAUCUCACUCUGUCACCCAGGCUGGAGUGCAGUGGCGUGGUCUCAGCUCACUGCAACCUCCACCUCGCAGGUUCAAGCACUCCUCCCACUUCAGCCUCCCAAGCACCUGGGAUUACAAGCAUGAGCCACUACGCCUGGCUGAUUUUUGUAGUUUUAGUAGAGAUGGGAUUUCACCAUGUUGGCCAGGCUUGUCUCGAACUCCUGACCCCAAGUUAUCCACCUGCCUUGGCUUCCCAAAGUCCUGGGAUUACAGGUGUGAACCACCACAUCCAGCCUAACUCACAUUCUUAAAGUGUUGAAUGACUUCUAGUGUAGAAUUGUGCAACCAUCACCAGAAUUAAUUUUAUUAUUAUUAUUUUUGAGACAGAGUCUUGCUCUGUUGCCAGGCUGGAGUGUAGUGGCGCGAUCUCAGCUCACUACAACCUCCACCUCCUAUGUUCAAGCAGUUCUCCUGCCUCAGCCUCCCGAGUAGCUGGGACUAUAGGCAUGUGCCACCAUGGCCAGCUAAUUUCUGUAUUUUUAGUAGAGACGAGGUUUCACCAUGUUGGCCAGGAUGGUCUCCAUCUCUUGACCUCAUGAUCCACCCGCCUCAGCCUCCCAAAGUGCUGGGAUUAACAGGUAUGAACCACUGCACCCAGCAUUUUUUUUUUUUUUUUUGAGACGGAGUCUUCCUCUGUCUCCUAAGCCGGAGUGCAGUGGCAUCAUCUCAACUCACUGCAACCUCUGCCUCCGGGUUCAAGUGAUUCUCCAGCCUCAGCCUCCCAAGUAGCUGGGACUACAGGCACACACCACCACGCCUGGCUAAUUUUUGUAUUUUUAGUAGAGACGGGUUUCACCAUGUUGGCUAGACUAGUCUCAAACUCCUGACCUCAAGCGAUCUGCCCGCCUCAACCUCUCUUCAAAGUGCUGGAAUUACAGGUGUGAGCCACCGCGCCCGGCCCACAAUUAAUUUUAGAACAUUUUCAUCACCCCUAAAAGAAACCCUGCACCCAUUAGCAGUCCCUCCACAUUUCCCCCUAGCCUACCUCCCUGCCUCACCAGCCCUGGCAACUACUAAUCUACUUUCUGUGUCUAUGGAUUUGCCUUCUCUAAACAUUUCAUAUAAAUGGAAUUACACAA